AUCUGCUUUUUUCUUUCUCAAAUUGAUUUAUGUUCUUGGGAGUGUACGCGUGUGAUUUUAUUAUUUCUUGUAAAUAUUCCUAGUAUUUCAAGUAAUAUAAGAGAUUUCCAGGUUUUUAUUCGAUAAAUAUAUAGUUAUUGAACUUGUCCACAACGAGUUCCAGGUCGGAACAGUUGUAUAAUGCAAGAGAAAAUUAUGUUAAAGAAUUGGAGGGUGCAUUUCAUAAAAUCAUGAACAAUAACAUGAGUGCGCAACAAAGCCCGGCUCAAACAAGUAUGCAAGCGGCAGUCGAUAGAGAAAAAGUGUACACCUGGAUUUUGGAGCUAUGUAAUCCUGAAAGUCGCGAAAAUGCUCUAUUGGAGUUAAGUAAAAAACGAGAGGUGGUGCAGGAUUUAGCUCCUAUGUUGUGGCAUAGUUUUGGGACUAUCGCUGCUUUAUUACAAGAAAUCACCAACAUUUAUGUUGCUAUGAUACCUCCUACCCUUACAGCUCAUCAAAGCAAUCGUGUAUGUAAUGCUUUAGCUCUCAUGCAAUGUGUAGCUUCCCAUCCAGAAACCAGAUCCGCUUUCUUGCAAGCUCAUGUACCACUGUUCCUUUACCCUUUUCUUCACACUGUGUCCAAAACUCGCCCUUUUGAAUACCUGCGCUUGACCAGUCUAGGUGUCAUAGGAGCCUUAGUAAAGACAGAUGAACAGGAAGUUAUUACGUUUCUUUUGACAACAGAAAUCAUACCCCUCUGUCUCCGUAUCAUGGAAAAUGGCUCAGAACUCUCAAAGACUGUGGCCACAUUUAUAUUACAGAAAAUCUUAUUGGAUGACAGUGGCUUAUGCUAUAUAUGCCAAACAUAUGACAGAUUCUCUCAUGUAGCGAUGAUACUUGGUAAGAUGGUGUUGUCUCUAGCGAAAGAGCCAUCAGCACGUUUGCUGAAACAUGUUGUUCGCUGUUAUCUCCGUUUGUCCGACAACCCAAGAGCUAGGGAGGCUCUGAGACAAUGUCUUCCAGAUCAACUUCGUGAUGCAACAUUCACGUCAUGUCUUCAGGAGGAUAAUUCCACUAAGCAUUGGUUGGCGCAGCUGAUAAAGAACUUGGAAGUUCCACCACAACCUGCAAGCCCAGCACAACCAAACAUGUACAAAACCAGGUGAAACACUUAUUUUGUACGCAGGUGUAGUGGACUGGAUUAGAAAUACACUUUUACAACAUUA
Molecule: messenger RNA, 1205 nt
Organism: Papilio xuthus (Asian swallowtail)
Lineage: Eukaryota; Metazoa; Arthropoda; Insecta; Lepidoptera; Papilionidae
Gene: Rcd-1
Product: Required for cell differentiation 1
Exons: 2
Coding region: 231-1145 (304 amino acids)
Biological process (GO): mRNA catabolic process
Cellular component (GO): CCR4-NOT complex
Source: RefSeq, a predicted model, not a curated record